This is a messenger RNA of Temnothorax curvispinosus, 1731 nucleotides long. Its product is annotated as putative Dol-P-Glc:Glc(2)Man(9)GlcNAc(2)-PP-Dol alpha-1,2-glucosyltransferase. The transcript has 5 exons. The record is from RefSeq and is a predicted model, not a curated record. Gene Ontology annotation, cellular component: endoplasmic reticulum. Lineage: Eukaryota; Metazoa; Arthropoda; Insecta; Hymenoptera; Formicidae. Bases 263 to 1675 code for a protein of 470 amino acids. Gene Ontology annotation, molecular function: dolichyl pyrophosphate Glc2Man9GlcNAc2 alpha-1,2-glucosyltransferase activity. Gene Ontology annotation, biological process: protein N-linked glycosylation; dolichol-linked oligosaccharide biosynthetic process.
CCGACCUAACCUCGAUUUGUAAACACGAGCGCACGUUGUGCGGAUCGCAACGCCUGAUGCCGGCGAUCCAAAAAUAGUAUUUAACUUUGGCUGUGACAUGUUUUAUCGCGACGUUAAUCGUCCCACUGUUAAAUGUAACGAUGUAACAGUGAUACAUUCCCACGCAAUUCAAUUGGAAAUUUGGGAACGCGACGUACGUAGGUUAGGUUAAUCAAAUUUAACGAGUUUCGCGAGAGUAUUCCGGCACGUUUGCGAAACAACCAUGAGCGUCGCCUCUCGGCUCGGUUACGCGAGACCGAACUAUGAGAUGUUCGUACGUUCCACGUUGAUUAUAUUUUUCACGAGCACCGUGUUGCUUUUCCUGUAUUUAAAUCGCAUCCAACCGGAUUAUUUUAUCGACGAGGCCUUCCACAUACCUCAGACGUUGCGAUAUUGCGCGUGGAACUUCACGCAGUGGGAUCCUAAAAUCACUACUUUGCCAGGCUUAUAUCUUAUCGCUACCGCGAUAUUAUCGCCUUUCAAUCUUUGCAAUACCACGUAUAUAAGAUGUAUAAAUUUACUUGGGACGUGCAUAAAUCUCUAUCUCCUUUAUAACGUUAUAAAGGAAAAUUGUAAGCCCAACAAAACGGACCGAUGGAACACGUGGCUGAUACUCGCGUCGGCAUACAAUCUCGCCCUUUUCCCGCCGUUGUAUUUUUGGUGCUUCUUUUAUUACACGGACGUUGUGUCCGUGAACGUGGUGCUCUUAAUGUUAUAUCUGCACCAACGUGAGCACACGAAGAUGACGGCCUUUGCAGGUUUGCUAGGCGUGCUCGUUCGUCAGACGAAUAUCAUUUGGCUCGGUUUCUUUACCAUUGAACGCGCAUUAGAUAUAUUUGAUCGCAGGAUGGAGCAACCUGUCCCGCCCGGAGUGCUCAGUACUCCGUUACACUUUCGCUUAAUUUGGAGGCAGAUAAUGUACGAAUUACGCAUAGGUCCACUGUCCCUCGUCAAGCUCGUCGCGCAGAUAUGCGCUAGUCUGCUUCCCCACAUAACGGUAUGUCUCAUGUUCGUUGCUUUCGUUGCGUGGAACGGAAGCAUAGUGAUCGGCGAUCGUACCGCCCAUGUCGCAACGAUCCAUAUCUGCCAGAUACUCUACUUCUCCGCCUUCGUAUCUCUGUUCUCGUGGCCGUACGUGGUGCCUCAUUGGCGAACGUGUUCGCGAUUCCUUCGUCGGCGCUGGAUUCUCGCGAGCUGCGCCGUCGCGCUGACGGCCGCGACGGUGCGCUUCAACACGCUCGUUCAUCCGUACGUCUUGGCUGAUAAUCGGCAUUACUGGUUCUACGUGUGGAACCGAUUCAUGGGCCGACACGCGGCGUUCAGGUAUUUACUGAUACCAAUUUACGUCGCGAGCCUGUUCGCCAUGUCGCGGAACGUCGCUCAUCUGAGAUUUCUCACGAAAAUUAAUUAUGCUAUUUGCGUGUGCAUGGUGCUGAUACCUCAGUUACUGGUGGAACCGCGUUACUUCAUUCUGCCGUACAUAUUUUACCGUUUAAACGUGAAAAGGCCAGAAAGGUGGCAGAUCUGUUGCGAAUCGCUCACGACCUUUGCGAUCAAUUGCUUGCAGUUUUAUAUUUUCGCCAGCAAGGUGUUCUACUGGCAGGAUCAGCCCUAUGCCCAGCGAAUUUCUUGGUGACAUUCGCCACGAGUGCAAAUAUACGAAAUAAUAAAAGAACUCUAUUUCGACGUAAA